GCACGGCCACUGAUGUUUCAGGCAGACUAAAGAUUGUGCACUUCAAGGAUAAUUGUUAGUCUAGACGACGAUGUAUUUCCAUUUUUGACCAUGGAGCCGGAGCUCAAGCAUUCACUGGACUUCUAUUUGUUUUGGAAAGGUAGUGUUCUCUAAAUAAGAACAAUGGCGAGCCUAGAAGAUGUUUUCUUGGAGCAGGAAAUGACAAACUGGUUGAAAGCAUGGCUGGCAUUAAAUAUAACAAAGACCGGCCUACACGAUUUUGUUGACACGGAAGUACAACACCUUCAGUCGAGUAUUUUACAAUCCGUUACAUCGACUUUAGGACUUUCACCAAACACAACAUGCACAAUAUGCUGUACAGCGAACCUUCUAAAAUGCCCCACACACAAAUUGUGUAACAAGGGAAAAAUCAGUCGAGUUUGCAAGUUUCAUGACACGGCUAUCAAACAACCACGACAAUGUCCAGUCCAUAUAUGCGAUGCAGUUCGUGAUGGAAUUGUAAAUUCACAUAGAUAUAAAGGUCCUUCUUGGAAUAACACCUUAGCGGAACAAUGGGCGAGUAAUCAUUGGGAAGUAGGGAAAUGUUAUAUGCCUCCAGAUGGGUAUAUUUCAGUGCGUUCUUUUGAACAAACAGAUUUCAACGGCGUCAUCAGUAUCAUGUUGAAUUGUACACUCUUCGAUAGCAAGUUAUCGUUCAGCAUAGCACCUCAGCUCAGUCCUCCUUGUCCGUUGACAAAGGCUCGUGAAGUAGGUAAAGCUGUCCGCCAUUCUUCUGAUUGUAAAGUAACAAGCGCCGAUCUCCAGGAGUAUGUUUUAACAUUGGUCACCUUACUCGGUGAUUCGAAGGUCCUGAUACAUGACGUUCGUGCCCAUGAUGCUGUCAGAAAAUUAAACCAGUUACAAACUAACAGUUUGAAGCUAUCUGUGACGGAGGUGAGUCAGUUGCUGAAAGACGCACAUCAAACUUUAACACAGGCCAAACAAGUGUCGGAGGAGUCAAAGACCAAAAUGGAAGCCUACAUAGAUAAACUAAAUGUACACGUUCAAAAUCUGCUAGACAAAUGCACAGAGGACAUUACGGAACAUACAAACACAUGCACUGAAAGAUCUAAACGCGAAUUGGAUAUACAUGUGCAAAAAGUUCAUUCAAGAAAGGAGGAGCUGGACUACGAAAAGGCUAUUGACGGUUUGUAUGUUUCUCACAUUAACUUACUCUUAUGAGUGAAACCAUCACAUUUCCAUUUGUAAACGCUCUUUUCAGCUGUUUUAUAAACGUAAUGAAUGUAUACACUUCGGACAAAAUCCCGGUUCAUGUGUCUUAAAUGUAUUUACUCUAAACGAUUCAUAAUUAUGUGUCAAUGUAAAGUAAACAUGGACGCGUACAUUUGAUAAAUAUCUUUGUUUCAAAUGUAUAACAUACUUAGGCGACAGUAUCAAAUACGAUAUCUUAACCAACAUCAAAUGAUGUGUCCGCUAUAACGUUCCAACGCAGUGCAGGAUGUUGAAGAAACGUAACUAGAGUAUGGACUUUUGGUGAAUGAAGGCAUCAGAUGAACAUUUUAUAAUCAAAAUCACUCGCUUUGAUAAACGCUAAAAACCUAAUGUUUAUGUUCGGUGCAAAAUAACGCAUAUUCGCAAACAGAUAUGAAUUGCAUUACAUGAAAACAAUUUGAAAAAAGUGUUGCUGCUGCUGGGGACACAAUGUUCUAUGCAACUCAUUUAAUGGUUAAAUGACAAAUAAAUAAUUGUAAAUAAUAUGUGAUUAAUAAUUUCAAGUACAUAAUUUUGCUUUUCAAUCAUGGUUUUGUAUGAAGUUAUUUUGCAAAUAAAUAUAUUAUAUUUGUUA
Molecule: messenger RNA, 1846 nt
Organism: Dreissena polymorpha
Lineage: Eukaryota; Metazoa; Mollusca; Bivalvia; Myida; Dreissenidae
Exons: 4
Coding region: 163-1221 (352 amino acids)
Biological process (GO): mRNA splicing, via spliceosome
Molecular function (GO): mRNA binding
Source: RefSeq, a predicted model, not a curated record